Messenger RNA from Carica papaya (papaya), 516 nucleotides. RefSeq names its product auxin-responsive protein SAUR23-like. NCBI's taxonomy places the organism in Eukaryota, Viridiplantae, Streptophyta, Magnoliopsida, Brassicales, Caricaceae. Gene Ontology annotation, biological process: response to auxin. The record is from RefSeq and is a predicted model, not a curated record.
CCUUUAAUACUCCACUCCAGAACUACCCAGUUCAACACCGACUCAUCGAUGGGUUUUCGAUCGUUGAUUCCGAUCAGCGCCAAGCAAAUCUUCAAGCUCCAAUCUCUUCGUCUUCAUAAAAACCAGCAAGAAGUGCCGAAAGGCCAUGUUGCAGUGUACGUCGGAGAGUUGCAGAGGAAGAGGUAUGUUGUACCGAUCUCCUAUCUGAAUCAUCCUUGUUUCAGAGAUUUGCUCAAGUGUGCGGAAGAGGAGUUUGGAUUUAAUCAUCCCAUGGGCGCUCUCACGAUUCCGUGCGAAGAACAUGCCUUCGUUAAUCUCAUCACCUCUCGCCUGCAUUCUUCUUCAUGAACAGUAAUAUUAAUGGAAAGGGAUGACGAUGAUGGAUAUCAUCGGACUUUUACUGAUAAAUUCACAGUUUUGAUUUUAGGGUUUUUGAUGAUAUUCAUCGAAGAAAAGAGUAGUAGUAGCAAAAUAUCAGCGUGUAUAUAGAGGAGUAAUAAUUGAUUCUGUAAAAAA